Molecule: messenger RNA, 3829 nt
Organism: Echinops telfairi (small Madagascar hedgehog)
Lineage: Eukaryota; Metazoa; Chordata; Mammalia; Afrosoricida; Tenrecidae
Gene: ANKLE2
Product: ankyrin repeat and LEM domain containing 2
Exons: 13
Coding region: 1-2835 (944 amino acids)
Biological process (GO): negative regulation of phosphorylation
Cellular component (GO): endoplasmic reticulum
Molecular function (GO): protein phosphatase 2A binding
Source: RefSeq, a predicted model, not a curated record
AUGCUGUGGCCGAGGCUGCCGGUGGCCGAGUGGACGGCCCUGGCCUGGGAGUUACUAGGCGCCUCAGUGCUGCUGAUCGCGGUGCGCUGGCUGGUGCGGCGGCUGGAGAAGCGGCCGCGCGAUCUGAGCCAAAGCGAGGCCUUCGCCCCGCCGCCCUUCGCCUCUCCGCCCCCGGCCUCAGGCCCGGCUCCCCACCCAGGCACAGGUGAAGUGACAAUGGAUGCUAUUUUGGCUCGGUUGAAACUCCUGAAGCCAGAUGACCUUCGAGAAGAAAUUGUCGGUGCCGGAUUGAAGUGUGGACCCAUUACAUCAACUACAAGGUUCAUUUUCGAGAAAAAGUUGGCUCAGGCGUUGAUAGAACAAGGUAGAGCCUUGUCUUCAUUGCCUCCUGUGCAAGGUGUGGCAGGCAUCACAGAGCUCAGCCAAGAAACACAGGGGCUUUUACAAUGCACUGUGAGGAGUGCCAGUUUCUCUGCAAACAAAGACUUUGGCUACAGCGUGGACUUGCAUCCUCCUGAGGAGGAUAACAUAAUGCCCAAGACCUGCACAGCGACUGUCAGCGCUCUAGGGGAGGUGAAUGGUCACAGAGCUGCCGUGGCCCUCUCUAAAGAGCCUCCUCUGUUCUAUGGAGUGUGCCCCGUGUAUGAGGACAUCCCAGCGAAAAGUGAAAGGAUUCAUGUUUACGAAGAUAGAAAGGAAGCCUUGCAAGCUGUCAAAAUGAUCAAGGGAUCUCGAUUUAAAGCUUUCCUAAGCAGAGAAGAAGCUGAAAAAUUUGCUCGAGGAAGUUGUGAUUAUUUCCCCUCUCCAAGCAAAACUGCUUUGCCGGUUUCUCCUGUAAAAGUAGCCCCAGCCUUUGGCAGUGGUGGGCUCAAAGAUUCAGAAACCGUCAACAAAGAACGUGCUAACAGUUACAAAAAUCCCCGGACCCAGGAUCUCACAGCCAAACUGCGGAAAGCGGUGGAGAAGGGAGAGACUGGCACCUUUUCUGACCUUGUCUGGAGUAACCCCCGGUAUCUCAUUGGUUCCGGGGACAAUCCCACCAUUGUGCAGGAAGGCUGUCGGUACAACGUCAUGCACGUUGCUGCCAAGGAGAACCAGCCUUCCCUCUGCCAGCUGACCUUGGAAACGCUGGAGAACCCCGAGUUCAUGCGGCUCAUGUACCCAGAUGACGACAAGAGCAUGCUGCAGGAACGCAUUCACUACAUCGUCGACCUCUACCUGAACACACCUGACAAGAUGGGCUACGACACACCCCUGCAUUUCGCCUGCAAGUUUGGUCAUGCAGAUGUGGUCAAUGUCCUCUCUUCCCAUCCUUUGAUUGUCAAAAACUGUAAGAAUAAAUAUGACAAGACCCCGGAAGACGUAAUUUGUGAAAGAAGUAAAAGCAAAUCUCUGGAGCUGAAGGAACAGAUCAGAGAAUAUUUACAGGGUCACUGCUACGUGCCGCUCCUUCGGGCAGAGGACACGUCUUCUCCAGUGAUCGGGGAGCUGUGGUCCUCAGACCAGACAGCUGAGGCGCCACUCACUGGCCGCUUCGGAGGCAGUCCCUGUGACCCCAUUCUGACCCUGAGAGCCUUCGCAGGGCCCUUGAGUCCAUCCAAGGCAGAAGAAUUCCGCAAACUCUGGAAAACACCACCACGGGAGAAAGCAGGUUUCUUCCAUCAUGUCCGGAAAUCUGAUCCAGAAAGAGGCGUGGAAAGAGUGGGAAGGGACCUAGCGCAUGACCUGGGGUACCCCUGGGGCGAAUACUGGGAAUUCCUGGGCUGUUUUGUUGAUCUGUCUUCCCAGGAAGGCCUGCAGAAACUAGAAGAAUAUCUUACUCAGCAAGGAGUGGAGAAAAAGAGCCAACACGAAUCGGGAGAGAACGAGACUCGUGUGCAGAACAAAGCCUCUGGUGCCGCUAAGAAGCGCAGCAACUCCAUCUCCGUGAGGGCAUUUCUAGAUGAAGAUGAGAAUAUGAGCUUGGAAGAAAUUAAGAAUUGGCAAAAUGCCGCUCGGAAUGCCAACCCACGCCCCACUGGGACCUUUGGAGACUUGAGGCGUGACAUACUUCCCAUGGGGCAGGAUGUACAGCUCACAGACAGCCCGGAUCUGAGUAGUCGGCGUGACGGCAGAAAUGGCUUCUGCGGUGCCCCGAGUCAGGCUAGGCCCUGCAGGGGGAAGGACCCGGUGCCCCUUGCUGGGGAGGACUCCUUCCUGUCACCCGUCUCCAGCUUAACUGUCAGAUUUGACCAACUGAAUCUUCAAAAUCUGGGAAGUGACUUUUGUAAGACACCAGGUGACAAAGAAACUGAAAAUGAGAUCACCCUGACUCCGAGAGUGGACUCUGUGGGAGGUGGCUCGUCAGAAACUACUUUUGCUGCCCUCGAGCUGGGGAAUAACCCAAUGAGGACAGAAGAGGUGGCAGCUGAGGUUGCCCACAUGUCCCCGGAUCCCAGUGGGCCUGGACACAAGGCCACCAGUCUCUUCCUGCUCGGGGAAAAGCCUUCGAAGCUGGACCGAGACGUGCUGGCUGCCCUAGAGUGUGCGGAUGUCGACCCUCGACAGUACCCAGCCAUCCUCAGGUGGAAGGGGGCCGUGCUGGCCUACUCGCCUUCAGACAGAAAGAGUUGGCCAAGCCCUGCGUUGAAAGGGAAGUUCAAGCCUCAGCAGCUGGAUCUCAGUUCUGCCCACAGCUACAGUUCAGGACAAUGUGGAGGACCUGCUGCUGGCAGCCCAGGGAGGCCUAGUGUCCAACCAUACUUGCCUGGCAUAGGCAGCCCUGGGCGGUACAGCCCGGUAAACGGGGGCCGCCUCCGCAGGAUGGCACGCCUGGCUGAGCUGGCAGCCCUGUAAGCUCAAGUGCUCUUUGUAUUAUGAGAAGGUGAGUUUGUUCACUGCUAGGUAACUCACAGAGGAAUACUAAUUUAUUGAUCCUCAUUUUGAGGGUAAAAGCUUAGAAAAUAAAACGUUCUGUACUCAGUUCAAAGUUCUGAAACAUUUGGGAGAAGUUGAAAGUGACCUCAUGAAACGUGACCUGGAAAAUGUCACUAUGGUAACGGCAGACUUUUCUGCUAUCAGUUCUGUUUUUGAGAGUGAUGGAGAAUAGAGGCUUGACACAGCCUCCCCGAGAACACUGCACAUGGCAGGAAAACCCUGUCUUGGUUUGCCGACUGUCCCAGCGGGCCAGGCAGGUCGAGGCAGUGGCUGGGAAGAAAGCUUGCUUCUUGGACCUGCAGCAGCAUUUUCACAUAGGUGACUAAGAACAUUCAAGUCGACUGGGACCUCGACCCUUAGUUUUCUGCUGAAGAACUCAACCGCUCCUGCCGGUGACAAGCUGUCCAGCAGAUGUCUUCACCACCACCGCAGCCCCCAGUUCACUCCAGUCACCUGCAGUGGCUCCCGUGUAGCAUUUUUGCUGGGAUCCACUGAAGGUAAAAGUGGAGAGGCAUUUUUGCUGGGAUUCGUCUGAGCCUCUCAACCUUUCCCCAGGAAGGGCAGUCCGCAGGGCGCCUGAGACACAGACAGGCCUCCGGUGUUCUCCAGCGGGUCUUCUUCAACGGAUUGUUCCAAUUGCAGUGUUGGGUUCAAAAGUUGUCAAGCUUUUGCUAACUUCAGUGCCUUUUGUAAAUCAUUUGGAAUUUCCCUGUAUAUACUUUUUGAGAAUAUACGAAGUAGACAUAUGAAAUUCUUUUCCUUUGUUAAGUAUUAAUUGAAAUAUGUUUUCUCUCACGAUGGACAGGUAGAAUCUCUAGAAUCAAUUCUGAUGUUCUAUUAUUCACAGACCUGUUUUACUUGAAAUCCUAUGUAGUGUCAUAUUUAGAUGGUAAUUAAAAUAGCCCUCCAUUUA